AUGGAGCCAAUUAGCACGGUCGUCACUCUCCUCUUCCUCUCGCUCCUCUCACUUGCGAUUCUUGCACCUCUACUCAGCCGUCGCAAACCCACGCCAUUUCGCGCCAAGACGAGGAGGCCACCAGGUCCAUGGCGCCUCCCGUUCGUCGGCAGCCUGCACCACCUCGCCGCCGGGACGGCGGCGCCGCGGCCUCCGCACGUCGCCCUCCGCGACCUGGCGAGGAGGCACGGCCCCGUGAUGUACCUGCGGCUAGGGGAGGUCGACACCGUGGUGGUGUCGUCGCCGGCGGCCGCGGAGGAGGUGCUCAGGGGCGGCAACGACGUCCGGUUCGCGUCGCGGCCGAGCCUGGUGGCCACGGAGAUCAUCUGCUACGGCAACCUCGACGUCGCGUUCGCGCCCUACGGCGCCUACUGGCGGGCGCUCCGGAAGCUCUGCACCGUCGAGCUCCUGAGCGCGCGGAAGGUGAGGGAGCUGGCGCCCGGCAGGGACGCCGAGACGCGCCGCCUCGUCGGGGAGCUCCGCCGCCACGCCGGCAGCGGCCGGCCGGUGAACCUCGGGAGGAUGCUGGUGUCGUGCGCGAACGCCAUCACCGGGAAGGCGGCGUUCGGCGAGCGGUGCGGCGCCGAGCUGCAGGGGCAGUUCCUGGCGGCGAUCGAGGUGGCGCUGAGGAACAGCUCCGGGUUCUGCGUCGGCGACCUCUUCCCGUCGCUUCGGUUCGUGGACGCCGCCACCGGCAUGAGGCGCCGGCUGUGGCGGGCGCGCCACCAGCUUGAUGCCGUCUUGGAAAAGAUCAUCGCCGACUGCGAGAGGCGGCGAAACGACGCGACGAGAGACGACAACCUUCUGAGCAUCCUGCUUAGAAUAAGGGAUGAGGGUGACCACCUUGAGUAUCCCAUCAACACCGUAAACAUCAAAGCAAUCGUAGUGGAUAUGUUUACGGCGGGCACAGAGACGACAUCAGCAGCAGCCGAGUGGGUCAUGACGGAGCUCAUGAGACACCCCAGCAUGCUAGCCAAAGCACAGGCAGAGGUACGGCAAGAACUUGAUGGCACAAGCCCACAUGACCACGAGACGCAUAUGGGCGCAUUGGUCUACACAAGAAUGGUGAUCAAAGAGAGUCUGAGGCUGCACCCACCGUUGCCACUCCUUCUCCCCCGUGUCUGCAGGGAGACAUGCUACGUUGGUGGCUUUGAAGUGCCAGUAGGCACCAGGGUUACAGUGAACGCGUGGGCGAUGGCGAGAAGCCCGGAGUAUUGGGCUGAUGCCGAGGAGUUUAGGCCUGAGAGGUUCGAGCGUAGCGUGACUGAUUAUAAAGGCACGCAUCUCGAGUAUUUGCCGUUUGGGAGUGGGAGGAGGAUGUGUCCUGGCGUAGGAUUUGGAUUGGCCGCGCUGGAGCUCAUGGUGGCGCGGCUCCUCUACUACUUCGAUUGGAGCCUACCAGCUAGAAUGCGUCUUGAAGAGAUCGACAUGGAUGUAACCAUCGGCGCAACGGCAAGGAGAUCUAACCAGCUGCACCUUGUGGCAUCGCCUUAUAUUAGUUUCGUUUUUAACCAAGAACAUGGAGAAGUCAAUUGA
Molecule: messenger RNA, 1575 nt
Organism: Oryza brachyantha (malo sina)
Lineage: Eukaryota; Viridiplantae; Streptophyta; Magnoliopsida; Poales; Poaceae
Product: 9-beta-pimara-7,15-diene oxidase
Exons: 2
Coding region: 1-1575 (524 amino acids)
Molecular function (GO): iron ion binding; oxidoreductase activity, acting on paired donors, with incorporation or reduction of molecular oxygen; heme binding
Source: RefSeq, a predicted model, not a curated record